Messenger RNA from Lutra lutra (Eurasian river otter), 540 nucleotides. Its product is annotated as histone H4. The record is from RefSeq and is a predicted model, not a curated record. The transcript has a single exon. Gene Ontology annotation, cellular component: nucleosome. Gene Ontology annotation, molecular function: structural constituent of chromatin; protein heterodimerization activity; DNA binding. NCBI's taxonomy places the organism in Eukaryota, Metazoa, Chordata, Mammalia, Carnivora, Mustelidae. The coding region runs from base 4 to 315 and encodes 103 amino acids. Gene Ontology annotation, biological process: nucleosome assembly.
AUCAUGUCUGGUCGUGGCAAGGGCGGGAAGGGUCUGGGCAAGGGGGGCGCCAAGCGCCACCGCAAAGUGCUGCGCGACAACAUCCAGGGCAUCACCAAGCCCGCCAUUCGGCGGCUGGCCCGGCGCGGCGGCGUCAAGCGCAUCUCCGGCCUCAUCUACGAGGAGACCCGCGGGGUGCUCAAGGUGUUCCUGGAGAACGUGAUUCGCGACGCCGUCACCUACACGGAGCACGCCAAGCGCAAGACGGUCACGGCCAUGGACGUGGUCUACGCGCUCAAGCGCCAGGGCCGCACACUCUACGGCUUCGGGGGCUAAAGCCGAUCUCUCAAUAGCUAAUCUAAAAGGCCCUUUUCAGGGCCGCCCACGAAAUCUGCUAAAGCGCUGUAGACUUUAGAAAUCCCCUUCUCAGAGCUCCCAACCCUGAGUUCCAUAAGUACGUGGUCUACGGGAAUUCGUUUAGGAUGGGAGAGCAGAACGUGUCUCAGAUUGUAACGGCGUCCCUGUGCCACCAUAUCUAGAAAGUGCCAAAUCCUACGGUGA